Miscanthus lutarioriparius is the source of this 1347-nucleotide messenger RNA. NCBI's taxonomy places the organism in Eukaryota, Viridiplantae, Streptophyta, Magnoliopsida, Poales, Poaceae. The record is from the annotation of a GenBank genome assembly.
AUGCCAGAGGACGGCGCGCCGAUGCACGUGCUGCGGCGCGUCCUCGACGGGCUGCAGUGCCUGCACCCGCGCCGCCGCCGGCGGCACGGAGGCGCGGGGACGCCCAAGCAGGCGCGCAUCGCCGUGCGGCGGUUCGGCACCAGCAAGGCCACGCCGUGCGACGCCGACGGCGGCGGCGUGGGAGGAGGGCGGGAGGUGACGAUCCGCGUGGCGACGUUCAACGCGGCCAUGUUCUCCAUGGCGCCCGCGGUGUCCGGCGAGGCGGCGGCACCGGCACCGACGGCGGGGGCGGGCGCCGGGCUCCCCGGCAGCCCGCGGCGGCCGCCCAAGGGCAUCCUGAAGGCGCAGGCGGCGGCGAGCCUGGCGCGGUCGCCGAGCAAGGCGCGCGUGUCCAUCAACCUCCAGGACAACGAGAUCUCCCUGGAGCGGACCCGGCUGUGGCGCGGCGGCGGCGCCAACGCCAAGAGGCAGCAGCAGCAGCAGCCGCCGGUCGCGGCGUCAUCCGCGACGCGGCCUCGGCGGCGGAGCGUGGAGGAGGUGCUGCGCGAGGCCGGCGCCGACAUCAUCGGGCUGCAGAACGUGCGCGCCGAGGAGGAGCGUGGGAUGCGGCCGCUGUCGGAGCUGGCGGAGGGGCUGGGCAUGCGCUACGUGUUCGCCGAGAGCUGGGCGCCCGAGUACGGCAACGCCGUGCUCUCCCGCUGGCCCAUCAAGCGCUGGAAGGCGCACCGCGUCGCCGACCAAUCCGACUUCCGGAACGUGCUGCGCGCCACGAUUGAGGUGCCGGACGCCGGCGAGGUGAACUUCCACUGCACGCACCUGGACCACCUGGACGAGAAGUGGAGGAUGAAGCAGGUGGACGCCAUCAUCCGCUCCGGCGACGGCCCGCACAUCCUCGCCGGCGGCCUCAACGCGCUCGACGGCACCGACUACUCCGCCGACCGAUGGGCCGACAUCGUCAAGUACUACGAGGAGAUCGGCAAGCCGACGCCCAAGGUGGAGGUGAUGCAGUACCUCAAGGCGAAGCAGUACGUCGACGCCAAGGACUUCGCCGGAGAAUGCGAGGCGGUGGUGGUCGUGGCCAAAGGACAAGAUGUGCAGGGGACGUGCAAGUACGGCACGAGGGUGGACUACAUCCUGGCGUCGCCCAACUCCCCCUACAAGUUCGUGCCUGGAUCCUACACGGUCGUCUCCUCCAAAGGGACAUCGGAUCAUCACAUCGUUCGGGUCGACGUCGCCAUACCUCAGAUCAGAGAACCUGAUGCCGAGACCACCGCGAAGGGGAAACGCAGAGUAGUCAAGAUGAACAAGAAGAGCUCAAGAAAGGGGAUAUGGGGAGGAACUAAAUGA